Molecule: messenger RNA, 3327 nt
Organism: Amphibalanus amphitrite
Lineage: Eukaryota; Metazoa; Arthropoda; Thecostraca; Balanomorpha; Balanidae
Product: mucin-5AC-like
Exons: 4
Coding region: 141-2981 (946 amino acids)
Source: RefSeq, a predicted model, not a curated record
ACCAUUGACUGAUUGGUUCCCCUCUGCAAGGUUCUCCAGCAGGACUCAGCCGAAUCCAAGGCCCGACGUAGUCGUUCUCCGGCAGCUAACGCUGUUUUUAGUGACGCGCCGCCACCGACCUGGCUUAACCGUCCAUUAGUAUGCGACGAGAGAUGGCGACACGCUUCUUCUGGACUGCUCUCUGGUUGCUGUGUACGCUGUCUUCGCUGGCCCACAUCAGCCUCGGAGCUCCGGCCGAGGUUAAGAUCCUCAACCCUCUGAACGAGCUGCCACCUGAAGUCUCUCCCGCCGUGCUCAAAGAAAUCGAAGACGCCUUCCGCAAGGGUAGCACCAUGCAGAACAUCCUGGAGAUGCUGCAGUCCUCUGGAGAUGAAGUUGACAUGCGUGAGCUCUCCAAGGCCAUUGUGUCUCACAUUUUGUCUGCGAGAGGACAACAAGGUUCCGAAUCAGGCCAAGUGGACAACUCACUCCAAGGCGAUCUCUUCUUGGCGGCAGGGGACGAGUCUCCCGGGAUUGUAGACUUCGGAGAUCAGGAUUUCAAUAUCUUUACUGAUACAGUUGUCACAGUUGCUCCUCUAACCACCAGAGCUGAGAGGCAGACGACGUCCAUAGGUGCAGCUUCCACGCAAGGUGGUGCUACUGUGGCAGCCAUCCCGGCAACUUCAGUUGGUGCGAGAGAAUCGGACGCCACCGCCGCGACGAUAAGGUGGUUGGACGCCAGCAAAAAGAAUGAUUAUUCCAGCAGCACGCCAAUGCCAAAGAAAGAAGACACAAGAGAGCAGGUGACAGACUCUCCAAUUUUGCCGAAUGCUUCACUUGUUGCUGCUAUUGAAGGGGAAGAAACCAAGCAGGAGGCAGAGGUUGCAGAGGAAACAAGCGGCUAUCAGGCACCGCCAGAAGUGAUUAUAGAAAACGGAAGCGCGACUUCUACGAAGGAAGAGUCCACAACGGAGCCCGGACUUUCUGACUCGACACAGGGAGUCAAUACUGGUGAUGUUGUUAUAGAACCUGUGCUACCCUCACAAAGCAAUGGAACUGAAGACUCAGAAGACGCAGAGACAUUUGAACACCAAGAACAAGAAGUAAUUGUCACAGUUGGGGCAGCUCAAGAACCGAUCGGGAACAGGGACGUGUUGACAGAGCAAACGGAUGCUAAUGCUGAGGAAGAGAUACCGUAUGGCCAAGACGAAGCCGAUUCAUUCACAGCAGUGCCGUUUGCUCAGGAAGCCGAAAACAUAGAUCCAACAACUAUCGCCUCGGUUGUUGAGGUAGCUCCCACUGAAGACGCCCAGUCUACUGCACCUGUUGACGAAAGAACCAACGAAAAUAGUGAGAGUGCCACAACAUACUCACCAAUUGUAAAUUCAAAUGGAGACGGGCCCAGCGUACAGGUCAUCAAGGAAGUCAAUGAAGGGAACACAGCAGAACAAAAUAAAUCAGAAAAUGAUCACGCUAGCACUUCAGCGAGCCCAGCAAAGGAAACGACUGAAGCUGCUGUGUUCGAAGAGCCAGAUACCAAUGACAGCGAUCUGUCAUCAACGGGUCCACAAGGUAGCACAACGCCUGCACCAUCAACUGCACCAGAUGAAGACACCCAGUCUGUCGCUGCAGACAAUGCACCUAUCGGAACCACGCCAGCGGCAGCGACUUCGGAGGAACCCGACUCAGCGUCCCAGGAUAUAAACAACUCCACCGCCGCUCAGUCUAGCAACCACGAUUCGAUGGUCAUGGUUGGGGAUGGGGAUGUCAUGAACAUCACGUCGAUUGCAGGUCCCGGCUCCUCAGUCUCAUCCAAGGAGGAAUCAGAUGGUGCUGUGACAGUGACGACUGGACACGCUGUCUUUCGGCAACCAUCGGCUGGAUCCACUGGACCGAACGUGUUGAAAAACGUUCAGGGAACACUGGAGGCCAUCUCACACUUCCAGGCUCCGUUACGCUCUAUGAUCAUCAAGCAGCUUGGCUCGAAAUUCGCCCGACUCACCACUGUGUUCCGUCGUCUUGACCUCUCAGAUCCCCUGCCUGAAAUAUCCACCAUCGUAUCUGAGGCUCUCUCCAGCGUCCGCGUUCAGCACCUUCGCUCACCAACCAAACGAGCCACCUCCAUGGAGAGGGACGCUCUUCAGCUGAGUGUCAACGGCGUCCGUGUCGAUGUCAACGUCUCAAGCAGACCGGAGUUCGUGCAGCACGGUCCCACGAUUGUCAACCAUGUGAGCGUCGAUGGACGCAACAUGUACGUCCAGCUUCACCUUCACUUCCGCAACGUAAGCGUUCCCCUGAACUACAGCGUCAGCGCCGACCUCUUCCCACCCUUCUUCUCCAUACGGCGUCCCAGCGGCGAGGCGCACGUGGAUAUGGAAGAAGUUCUUGUGCCGCUGCGGAUACCCUUCAGACUGAUCUUCCAGAAGAAUGAAGGCGAGGCUACUACGGCGGGCAUUCUGGUACCGGAGGAUUUUGUCACUCACGGGGCGAGCAUGCUAAACGUUUCUACACAUUUCGCCGACUGCGGGGAGAGAGACUUCAUGGAGAAGGAGGUCCUCAGAUUCGACGAGCAUCUGAAGAGCGGACUGGAACACUGGCUGAGUCACGAACCUCUGACCUCGCUGACCGACACACUGCGAGGUCACCUACUGGCCGCCUCUCGCCAGCCGGCCACCAUGGGUCUGUCCAGAGGGAGCCGCGACCAGGUCACCCUGACCACCAACGACAUGGGUGCCGCGGGCACCAACAACACGGGCAGCGUGGCCACAGACGACCAGGGUUCCCUAACCACCGACAACCAGGGUCCUUCAACUACCGACGAUCAGGGUACCGUGAUCACCAACGACAUGGGUAGCCUGCCCACCGAUGACCAGGACACCCUGGUAGUCGAAGAGGAGCCGAGACGCCCGGGCGUGAGCGAUGGGGACAUGGAAGACCAUCCAAUGGACGAAAGCAACAUCUAUGGAGAACAAGAUGCAGUCCCGUUCGGCAUUGGAGAUUAGAGAAGCAGCUCUGCUUUACCGCUUUGAGAGGUUCCAAGGCAUGUAUAAAACCAUGAUGCAGGAUGAGUAUGAUGUUGAUGUGCUUGCUGCUCUGCUAGUUGAUAUGGUGUUACGACUCUUCUAAGCAAGGGGGUUGAUGGAAUGAUGCAAUCUAGUUGCAGUGUUCUGAAUUAGGAAGGAAGAUGUGGUGUUUGCUUGGGCCGUUGCAGCGGCGUUUUUAGUUUUAUAUGAUAACUAGAGGCUCGGCAAUGGCAUAUAUAAAAAAUCAUAACAAGUGCUUUCAUCAUGCUUGGAUAGACUGUUAGCCCUAUUGUACGGUCAAUACAGUUAAUGGAUAUAGAAUCAA